Messenger RNA from Drosophila busckii, 3133 nucleotides. RefSeq names its product protein pygopus (gene pygo). Bases 950 to 1963 code for a protein of 337 amino acids. The transcript is spliced from 5 exons. NCBI's taxonomy places the organism in Eukaryota, Metazoa, Arthropoda, Insecta, Diptera, Drosophilidae. The record is from RefSeq and is a predicted model, not a curated record.
CAGGCGAGGAAAAAUACGCUUCGCUUUUGCGAAAAUUGGCAAAUUAUUAUAGUUUAAAAUAAAAUAAUUAACGCAUCGACGAUCAAAUGACAAAGUGUGGCGCCCCAGCAGGCCAGAUUGUGCGCUUAGGGUCUGUAAACGGUUACGCGGCAACCGAAUUCCACACAAAAGAGAUAGAAAUAGUUUGCACCGCGCUGCCAUCAACAAAAACGAAAAGCAGUAAAUAAAUCUGCGUGUGCAUAGAGUGCACAACAACGCGCAUGGUUACAAUAAUAAUGUGCAAGAUAGAAAAAAGUUGUUGCAAUGCAGAAUGCACUUGCUGUUUGUAGUGUAAUUAAUUGAAAAGCAGUAUAAUUGCUGCCGUUGCCGCUGCCGCUGCCUUGCUACAAAACGCACUUAAAAUCGGUGGUAAGAAGAAGAACCCAGGCCACAGUGAGAAAAGAAAAUACAAGAAGAAAAAGAAAAAAACAAACGCUAAAUAUCGCAAAAACAACAGAGCCAACAAAAAUCAAAUAAUCAUAUCAAACCAUUCAUUUGAAUAUAAUUGCAAGCGAGCAAACGCGCUCUCAGCGCACAUAUUUCUGCAAUUUGUGCCGCUGUCGCCGUCGACGCGGUCGCUGUCGCUGCAGGUGCUAGUGCUGCUUGGCGCUUUUAUAGUUUUUAAUAGUGUAGAGUUGCCAGCAUUAAAAGCGCAUGGUUGUCGUAUUGUGGCGUCUACUGGACAGGACCGAUUUUGUUAAACUCGGAUGCUACGGCAUCUCACAUUAAAGUUAUAAACUGGAGUAAGCCAACAACAAGCGCCUGCAUAGAGCGCACUUAGGCCGGACACAUUUUAACAACUUUUUACACGCGUCGUGGUCCGGAGGAUCGACGACGCCAUUAGAUAACAAUUUCUGUGCCCCGUAGUUAAAGAAAAGCUGCCACCAUUCGGAAGAAAAAUACUUCGAAUAUGACCCACAAUAUCGGUAUGGCGCCGUAUCGUAUGCCGGGUCCAGCAGGCGGAUUAUGUCCGCCUGACUUUAAGCCACCGCCACCGACGGAUAUCAUCUCGGCGCCGGUAAUCCAAGAAGCGCGAGCAUGCAGCACAAUCUCCCUAGUGGCUACUGCAACACGGACACUGGAACGAUGUAAUCGCAUGCUGGACUGCGAGACCGCAACGUGGCUGAGCUCCAAUUUUAUUGUCACUAAUGUGAUAUCAUGGCCAUGUAAUCAAAUGCUACCACCACAGCAACCGCCGCAUAUGGGAGGAGGACCAACGCAUCCGCAGCUUAUGAAUCAUCCACACCCGCACCAUUCACAUCCUGGCGGUCCGCCGCAUCCACCGCAUCACAUGAUGGGACCCGGUGGUGGCAUGCACGGACCUGGACCAGGCGGUAUGCCGCCGCAUGGCGGUAAUCCACAUAUGAUGGGGCCACACGGAAACGUAGGUCCACACAUGGGUCAUGGUCAUAUGGGCGGUGUGCCGGGGCCGGGUCCUGGGCCUGGCGGCAUGAACGGACCAAUGCCGCAUCAUGGAAUGCCACCUCACCACGCACAUAACCAUCCACAUCAUCACGGACACAAUCCAAUGGGCGGACCCAAUAUGUUCGGCGGCGGUCCGAUGGGUCACGGUCCUAUGGGUAAUAUGGGAAAUCCGAUGGGAGGUCCAAUGGGAGUGGGGCCAAUGGGCAAGCCUAUGACGAUGAGUGGCGGCAAAAUGUAUCCGCCCGGUCAGCCAAUGGUCUUCAAUCCGCAAAACCCAAACGCGCCGCCCAUUUAUCCGUGCGGCAUGUGCCACAAGGAGGUCAAUGACAACGAUGAGGCCGUCUUUUGUGAAUCCGGUUGUAACUUUUUCUUUCACAGAACAUGUGUGGGAUUAUCGGAGGCGGCGUUUCAAAUGCUCAACAAGGAGGUGUUUGCCGAAUGGUGCUGUGACAAGUGUGUUUCAUCGAAGCACAUACCGAUGGUGAAGUUCAAAUGCUGAAGUGCAGCAGCAGCAGCAGCACCAUUAUCAUCAUCAACAUCAACAUCAUCACUAUCAACUCCACCACAAUCACCAACACCACCACCAGCUAGCACUCAUUCACUCUGUAUAAAAUAUUCAGGCAUUAAGUAUUUUAAUUGUAGAGUUUAAGGCAGUACUAGGGUUCUAUCAAUUCUAACAAUGGCGCGCUCAAUAGUCAAAAAGGUCCCCAACGAAACAAAUUUUAAGGCGACAACAAAAUGUAAACUCACUAAGCCAGCGACCGAAGCCGUGUUGUGAAUUUUCGCUUCGGUCGCUGCUCGCUCAACUGGCGCGUAUCCUUAAAUGUAAACCUUAAAAUGCAAGUAAAAAGAUGAAAUGGAUAAAACACUCAAAAGUAAUAUGAUAGUGAAACGAAACAUGUAUGUUAAAUGUAAUAUAGUUUAGUGUAGACUCGUAUAUUUGUACUAUAAAAAUUAAAGCAAUGUGUAUUUGUAUGUGAGAACGACCGACGCGUUGUCAGCAAGAAUGCUAAAUAGAUAAGCAAGCGCUCUGCAAACGGAAGCGUCAAAGCUAUGUGUAUGUAUUUAGCAUGAUAACAAAAAUCGAAAAUCAAUCUACUAGUUUGUAUUAUAAAAAAAAAAAGAGAAAAGUGAAAGAAACAGCGAAAUAUUCGUAAGCGAUAAACACACACACACACACACAGAAACAACAACACGUUACUUUUAUAUUUGUAUUCGAAUAAUUAGAGUUGUAAGUGCGCGCAUACAUACAUAUACAAAAAAACAUACACAUACACACAUAAGGAACUCCUUGCAACUUAAUAAUCAAUCUGACAAUGAGCAUAAAAAUUUGUAACUACUUGAAAUUAAUCGCGUGAAAUUGUUUUUAUACUCUUGCGUCAAUUUUAUAAGCAACAAAUUUUAACUUACACACACACACACACACACAGAAACAAACACCCACACCUUCAGCAAUAAUACUACAUACGUUUGGGAUUGAGAGAGAGAAUUGUUUUUUAUACAAAAUUAUUAAAGAUCAAGCAAAUAAAGUGUCUCGUGUAUUCAUUCGAACAAAAAGCACAAGAAAUUAAAUUGCAUGCAAGCAACAAUUAAUUUAAGCCUAACAAAGUUAACGCGUGAAGAGAGAUAAACUGUAUAAAAUUGCAAAUUAAGUUAUUUAUAACUAAAU